This is a messenger RNA of Zasmidium cellare ATCC 36951, 1824 nucleotides long. RefSeq lists its product as uncharacterized. Gene Ontology annotation, biological process: regulation of transcription by RNA polymerase II. Bases 1 to 1824 code for a protein of 607 amino acids. The transcript has 2 exons. The record is from RefSeq and is a predicted model, not a curated record. Gene Ontology annotation, cellular component: PcG protein complex; transcription regulator complex. Lineage: Eukaryota; Fungi; Ascomycota; Dothideomycetes; Mycosphaerellales; Mycosphaerellaceae. Gene Ontology annotation, molecular function: DNA-binding transcription factor activity, RNA polymerase II-specific; RNA polymerase II cis-regulatory region sequence-specific DNA binding.
AUGUACGACCCUCUGGAGACUGUCAAUCCUGCUGAUCUCAUCAUCCCCAGGAGUGAAGACAUGGCUGUGUCGACAAGUAAUGUCUCUUCACUCCAGAACAGCCAAACCUUUGUGCAGAAUCGUGAUGAACCGAACAUGGCACCUUUGUGGACGCAGACUGAAUGGAAUGGAUUCGUGCAGCAGUCUGCUCAGCAGCAAUUGGAUGCCUAUCCUACGUGGGAGGCCACUGCCACGAAUCCUUAUGGCGUCUAUGGGACGAGUCCACCGACUCCUGGGUCUUUCAAUAUGCAAUCCCUAGCUCGACGACUGGGGUCUUACGAUAUGACCAAUAGCCAGGAAGGCAGCUUCGACCAGUUCAGCAUCUCUCGGGACGCUUCCUUCGAGUCAGUUGAACAAUGCUAUGGGGGCUCUUCGACACCAGGACCGAGCAGUCGACGAAAGGCGAAACGAAGACGGGGCAGGCUACUGGCUGAUAUGACUUACAGCGGCCACAGUACCGUCUUUGAAGACAGCGAUAGUCAUCAUUCCUGGACCGCCGCCGACAAUACCGAGGACUGGGUAUCCUACCUCCGCGAACGACUGACGGACUUUCGACGUUGUCGCGAGAGGGUCGCACUCAUCACUUCACCCUUGCAGACACGUCAAAGAAGGAAGGUCCACUCGAUGGCGAAUCUUUGGGGCUUGAGCCACCUGAGCAUUGGAAGUGGAAGGGAGAAGAGGGUGCUGCUUUGCAAAUGCGAAUUGACAAAAGCUCCCUCGUACUUGCCGUUUGGACUGAGCAAGCGAUGGAACCCGACGAAGAACAACUGGUCGCCUGGCCUGGUAGAUCCUAGAAUCGUUCUGUUCGAUCUGCUCUCGCCGCGGUUGAGCGCUACCAAGGUUCGGCAGUGUCUGAAGGAGGCCGGGCUGCCUCUGCCGACGAAGAUCGCUAUUGAUCGGUUCAAUCCGAUGAAGACUGGCGUUGUCCAACCCGUCGCCACAGGCUAUGCGAUGUUCGAUAACGCAGACGACGCAGCACUGGUUCUGCUCGCACUGGACGGCACGAAGCCCAACUGGAACAGUUCUGACGCCGAGAUCGAAUGCGAUUAUGUCCACUUUCCCCCUGGAUUCGAGCUAAACAACGCGACCCUCGAAGCCUUCGAUGCUCUACCCGAUCUCGUACGCAGGGAGAAUCUGAAGUUUCGCGAAGGAAGGAUGUUCUCUAGCAUCCGGUCGAGGGACGAGAACAACGCCCUGUACUCUUCGACUGAAUCAGAAGCCGACGACUACAGCAUCACUUCACCCGGCCUGUCCAUCCCCACCAGAAGAUACGGCUCCCGCAAGACCUCCAACGAAUCCUCCUAUUCCCGCGACCCAGGCUACGUCUCCGGCGGCUCCACUCGCAGCCUCGUGGCCUCCGACUACAGCUCGCAAACCAGCAUCACCAAGAAACGCAAACGCGUGCCCAAAAUCUCCGGCGGCUUCGCGUGUUCCUUUGUCGGCUGCGACCGGGUCUUUGACCGCGAUGGCGAUCGAAGGAAACACGAGAAGAACCAUACGGCGGAACGGCCACAUGUUUGCGAGAAAUGCGGGAAGGGGUUUCUGUUUCCGAAGGAUUUGAGGAGGCAUAUGAUUGUCCAUUCGAUUACGGAGUUGCCUUCGGGGGGCGAUGAGGAGCAGAGGUCGGAGCAGGAGACUGCGUCGACUGUUAAGGAGAAAGGAAGGGAGAGGGAGAGGCCGCAGGCUUCUCCGACAGCUUCAAUCGCUGAAGAUCGAUUGAAACGCAUCUAUGGCAAAGCGGGACCACCAGAUCGAAGGAUCAGUAGAAUCUCAUCAUUCGGAUAA